Messenger RNA from Amoebophrya sp. A120, 1012 nucleotides. The record is from the annotation of a GenBank genome assembly. Lineage: Eukaryota; Dinophyceae; Syndiniales; Amoebophryaceae.
GUUGAUGUCGAUCGGAUCCUUCUGUCAUUCAGUUUCAGGCUAAGUAGUCUUAUUUUUUGGAAUCUUUAUCUUUCAUCGGCGCUCCUGAUUGUACAUCAGUUUCAAGUUGUUGUAGAAUAUGACUAGAAACCUUAUCACGAUGUGUAAUUUGUUGGCGUUCAAAAUCUUGACGGCCGUAUCUCUGGCAAACACAAUUAAAGUCACUGCCAGUGUAGUCGAGCCUGAGAAGCACAAGCAGCAACAACGUUCUACCGCGGGAAGUUGUACUUCCUUUGCCGAUGACCAACCCCGGAUUGAUGCUUCCGGUAAUACCAAUGCAGCACCAGAUGAAGAUUUUGAUUUGUUGCUUGCCUGCGAACCAGGCAACACGGCGGACGUGACCGCGCUUUCUACUACACAGCAAGAAGCACACGCUAACGGCGGCUAUUUUUCUAACUUUUCUAAGUACCUGCGUGCACACGAAGAAUUAGAAUCCUGCGAACUAGGAGUUAAACCCUGCUCUACUACUGAGAUCCCUCGCCCUCCAGCGUUUGAGUUUGACCUGGCCAGCAGCUUGCAAGACGAAGGCAAUCCUUUCCAGCAUUACCUUCUCCAGGGAUUUCUCCGCACACGGCGGGAGUUCGCGAAACUUACGCGGGUCUCGAAAAAAACCAGGGCAGCCUUGCAGCUAGCGGAAAGCAGCCUGCGGAAAAACGGACAGAAAGUCUACGAGCCUUUCCGUUCUGUGCCGGAACUCGAGGAAGUGAUGCAACUGUGGUGGACUGAUGAAUACAGGAAUGAGAGACGUGGUCUAGACAAUGAUGAUGAUGAUGAUGAUGAAGAUAAUCUCAACACCAAGGAGCAAUAUUACGAGGAUCUUCGGUACGCCGCCGAGGCAAAAUACGGGCCGGUGGAGCAGUGGGACGUUGGCCAGCUUGACCGGCUUCCGGAGUUUUGUUUUUUGGAGAAGGAAGCUUGCGCUAAAUUGUUUUUUGGAGAAGGGGGUGAAAGCCGAAGCGUCGCGGUGGAUUGA